GCACUGUGCCAACCAAUGAGCGACGCCCGCUGGGAGAUUUACCUAGGGCGUGCCCUUUCAGGGAACCCCAUAAAAGGACUGUGGGGCUCGGGGCCGCAUAUUUCUGGUCCUGCACAGAACGAGAAAGAAGUCAACAUGGUGCUCUCUGGGGCUGAUAAGUCUCACGUGAAGGCUACCUGGGGUAAGAUAGGAGGCCACGUCGGUGAAUACGCCGCCGAGGCCCUGCACAGGACCUUCUCCUCUUUCCCCACCACCAAGACCUACUUCCCCCACUUCGACAUGUCCCACGACUCCGCCCAAAUCAAGGCUCAUGGCCAGAAAAUAGGCGAUGCCCUGACCCAGGCUGUGGACCACCUGGAUGAUCUGCCCGGGACCCUGUCCAAACUGAGUGACCUGCACGCCCACAAGCUGAGGGUGGAUCCUGUCAACUUCAAGUUCCUGAGUCACUGCGUGCUCGUGACUUUGGCCGCUCACCUCGGCAAGGAAUUCACUCCCGAGGUGCAUGCCUCCUUGGAUAAGUUCCUGGCCUCUGUGUCUACCGUGCUGACCUCGAAGUACCGUUAAGUCUAUGUCGGAGGACAGGGAUACUCUCCUUCCCCAACCUCCCUGCUGCCACCACCAUCCAGGCUGCGGGUCCCUCAGGUCCCCAACCCCUCCCACACCGCAUGAGCAGGUGGAAGUCUUCGAAUAAAGUCUGAAUCUGCCACAA
Messenger RNA from Phascolarctos cinereus (koala), 709 nucleotides. Its product is annotated as hemoglobin subunit alpha. The record is from RefSeq and is a predicted model, not a curated record. Gene Ontology annotation, molecular function: oxygen binding; organic acid binding; oxygen carrier activity. Gene Ontology annotation, cellular component: hemoglobin complex; blood microparticle; haptoglobin-hemoglobin complex. Gene Ontology annotation, biological process: oxygen transport; hydrogen peroxide catabolic process. NCBI's taxonomy places the organism in Eukaryota, Metazoa, Chordata, Mammalia, Diprotodontia, Phascolarctidae.